This is a messenger RNA of Aspergillus clavatus NRRL 1, 999 nucleotides long. RefSeq names its product zinc-binding alcohol dehydrogenase family protein. Lineage: Eukaryota; Fungi; Ascomycota; Eurotiomycetes; Eurotiales; Aspergillaceae. The record is from RefSeq and is a predicted model, not a curated record. The coding region runs from base 1 to 999 and encodes 332 amino acids. Gene Ontology annotation, molecular function: oxidoreductase activity. The transcript has a single exon.
AUGUCCGCAGACACCAUGCGCGCCAUCCUCAUCCACGAGAUCGGCGGCCCUGCCGUUCUCAAGCUUCAACAAGUCCCUAAACCUGCACCACGAACAGGCCAGGUACGCAUUCGCGUCAAAGCUUUUGGCCUGAACCGCUCCGAGGUCUUCACGCGCCAAGGUCACUCCCCAGGUGUGACUUUCCCACGGAUUCUGGGUAUUGAGGCUGCGGGCGUCAUCGACGAGGCUCCAGACUCAGACUUUCAUCCAGGAGAUGUGGUUGUCACGGCUAUGGGCGGGAUGGGGCGCAGUUUCGAUGGCGGAUACGCCGAGUAUACCGUGGUGCCAGCCAGCCAGGUGCGACGCGUCAACACCACGGCUGCGUUUGGAGCCGGCCAUCCUGUGCGCUGGGAGUUGCUCGGUGCACUGCCAGAGCUGAUGCAGACGGCAUGGGGUUCGCUGUACACGAGCUUGCAGCUCCAGGCUGGUGAUAAUCUAUUGAUCCGCGGCGGGACGACGGGCGUGGGGCUAGCAGCUGCAGCAUUGGCAAAGGCAAAGGGUGUGCAGGUUACGGCCACAACACGGAAACAGGAGCGAGUUCCGGCUUUGCAGGCGCUGGGCAUCGAAGAUGUCAUUAUUGAUAACGGAUCGAUUGCUGCAGAAGUGCAGAAGCGCGCACCAUUCAGCAAGAUCUUGGAAUUAGUCGGUGUGACAACACUGGAGGACUCGUUGAAGUGUGCCUCUCCUGGAGGAACGGUGUGUAUGACUGGCGUCGCGGGAAAUAAGUGGUCGUUUGACCAGUUCACGCCAUUUGCAUCAAUCCCCUCGAGUGUUCGGUUGACCACGUAUGCAGGCAAUGCGGAAGCCCUACUGCAGACUCCAAUUGAAGAGAUCACGCGGGAUCUUGUCGAUGGAAAAAUGCAGCUGCCCAUCAAGACGUUUCCUAUGGAUGAAAUCGUCGAGGCACAUAGGCUGAUGGAGGAGGACGGGGCAUUGGCCAAGGUGGUCAUGUUGAUUUAA